Molecule: messenger RNA, 867 nt
Organism: Manis pentadactyla (Chinese pangolin)
Lineage: Eukaryota; Metazoa; Chordata; Mammalia; Pholidota; Manidae
Gene: GLYATL3
Product: glycine-N-acyltransferase like 3
Exons: 5
Coding region: 1-867 (288 amino acids)
Cellular component (GO): mitochondrion
Molecular function (GO): glycine N-acyltransferase activity
Source: RefSeq, a predicted model, not a curated record
AUGUUGGUGCUAAACUGUUCUACCAAGUUACUGACGUUGGAAAAAAUGUUGAAGUGUCACUUUCCUGAAUCACUCAAGGUUUAUGGAGCAGUGAUGAACAUAAAUCGUGGGAAUCCCUUUCAAAAGGAAGUGAUAUUGGAUUCAUGGCCAGACUUCAAAGCUGUUAUCACCCGGCGGCAGAAAGAGGCUGAGACAGAUAACCUGGACCAUUAUACUAACGCCUAUGCUGUGUUCUACAAGGAUGUCAGGGCUUACCAACGACUGUUGGAAACACGUGAUGUUAUCAAUUGGAAUCAAGUUUUUCAAAUACAAGGGCUGCAGAGUGAGUUAUACGAUGCUUCCAAAGCUGUUGCCGACUCAAAGCAGUUGGAUGUAAAGCUAACUUCCUUCAAGGCUGUUCAUUUUUCUCCUGUUUCAACUCUGCCAGAUACCAGUCUCCUAAUGAGCUCUCCCCCGCGACUGGCCUACCUGAGCAUUGCCGAUGCUGACCUCCUCAAUCGGACUUGGUCGCGGGGCGGCAAUGAGCAGUGUCUGCGGUACCUCACCAACCUCAUCUCCUGCUUCCCAAGUGUGUGUGUCUGUGAUGAGAAGGGGCACCCAGUCUCUUGGGCUAUCACUGACCAGUUUGCCACCAUGUGCCAUGGCUACACCCUGCCAGAGCAUCGCAGGAAAGGUUACAGCCGGCUGGUGGCCCUUACACUGGCCAGGAAGUUGCAAAGCCGGGGAUUCCCAUCUCAGGGCAAUGUCUUGGAUGACAACGCGGCGUCUAUAAGCCUCCUGAAGAGUAUCCACGCUGAGUUCCUGCCUUGUCGUUUCCAUAGGCUUAUUCUCAUUCCUGCAAUUUUCUCUGGCCAAGUUUACCUCUAG